AUGGCAUCAUGUGGUGGCCUUCGGCACAUCUUCGAGAAGGCGAUGCCCGAGAGCCCGGGUGAUCUCCUGCAGUCUUUUGCAUCAUGGAAACAUCUGCCUCCUCAUGAUGUGUCCUCUGUGACUGAGUUUUUUGGAGAGCUGCAUUUUAAGGAAAGUACUGAGCAUGUCUCACCUGUUGGUCCUUGCUUGGCUCCUUUGUCUUCGUCGUUCUUGAUAGAUUUUAAUACGCAGACAAAGAGCGAUGGCCUUAAGGAAGAGGGGAAUGAGAAGAACUAUACUCCACCUGUUGGAAAACAAUAUAAAGAUAGUACUAGUAGGUACUCUUCUAUGAAUUCAGAGAGUUUGUCUAUAUGUACAGAAGGUCUUGGCUUCGAAAGCUGUAAGGAUACAGAGGAGUUUGUUAGCAAUAGCGGUUUGAAGCAGCGCAAGGUGAGAAGCAGUGUGACAAAGCAUUCCUCAAGUGAGUACCUGUCAGGGAUGAGAUCAAGGAUAACUGGAGGAGAACUCCCUCCUCCGAUCUCUCGGAUAGGGAGAACUGGAAAGCCUGCGGUGAGCUUCACCUCUUUUAGGCAAAAUGGAAGAUUAGUUCUCAAGGAGGUUAAAAUGCCAGUCCAGGAAUCCUUGCAUGCAUGCAGAGAAGACGGGCGCUUAAAGCUGCAGUACAUUCAGUCAGAGGAUGAUGUCAUCCAGGAGAAUAAAGAGAAAGAGGAAAACAUCGAGGGUAAUGAAGAUUGGGAAGAUCAAAAUGCUUGUAACGGUGGAAAGAUAGUUGAAGACGAAGGCAUGACUGGAUAA
Daucus carota subsp. sativus is the source of this 795-nucleotide messenger RNA. Its product is annotated as protein FAF-like, chloroplastic. The record is from RefSeq and is a predicted model, not a curated record. Bases 1 to 795 code for a protein of 264 amino acids. The transcript has a single exon. Lineage: Eukaryota; Viridiplantae; Streptophyta; Magnoliopsida; Apiales; Apiaceae.